This is a messenger RNA of Diabrotica virgifera virgifera (western corn rootworm), 1138 nucleotides long. RefSeq lists its product as uncharacterized. The record is from RefSeq and is a predicted model, not a curated record. Bases 218 to 1138 code for a protein of 306 amino acids. The transcript has 2 exons. NCBI's taxonomy places the organism in Eukaryota, Metazoa, Arthropoda, Insecta, Coleoptera, Chrysomelidae.
AUUAAAGGUAAACCGUUCAAAUUAUGAAGAGUUUUUAAAAAAUCUAUAUGCACCAAGUAGUGUUUCUUCUCAUUCAAAAGCUAACGACACAGCAUCAGGAUCAGGUAAUUUUGUUUUAAUUUUGUGAGUAUAUUUUAAAUAAAAAAUAAUUUGUUACAUAGGUUCUAAAGAACAGGAGUGUAUUUCUAGCACAUCAAGUGAUCUUGACGAUAAUCUAAUGGAAACCAGUGAAACAUCAGAUGAUGGUGACCAGUUUAUUGAUGAAGACAUUUUUAAAACAGAAGAUACUGAAACGCAAUUAUUGCCUUGUUCAAGUACCGAAUUAGGAAAUUGGGCAAUCCGACAUAAUAUUACACAUGCAGCUCUAAAAGAUCUCCUACAAAUAAUCAAGAGACAGUAUGAUUCUAGUUUAUUUAUCGAUGCUAGAACAUUAUUAAAAACGCCAAAAAAUACGAAAAAAAGUUGUAAAGUUAUACAGGGUGGAGAAUAUUGGCAUCAAGGUCUUGACGUUUGUCUAACGAACACUUUUAAAAACUUGUCAAAAGACAUGUUAAUACAGCUCAAUGUAAAUAUAGAUGGGUUGCCAAUAUAUAAAAGUUCCAAACGUCAGUUUUGGCCAAUUUUAUGUAGCAUAUAUGAAAUGCCUGAUAUACAACCUAUGAUUGUUGGCAUUUUCCAUGGAAAUAACAAGCCUCUAGAUAUAAAUGAAUUUUUGGAGCCUUUUGUUGAGGAUGUUAAGCGGCUGCAAUCAAAUGGACUCUGUGUUAAUGGGCAUAUGAUUCACAUAAAAAUUAGAUGCUUUAUCUGCGAUUCACCUGCACGGGCAUUUAUUAAAGGUGUAGUCAAUUUCAAUGGGAUUAAUGGAUGCCUUAAAUGCACUACUGAAGGCGAAUAUUCUUAUCUUUCUCGAACUGUUGUAUUUCCUGAUAUAAAAUGUCCUCUUAGAACUGAUGCAAAAUUCAGAAGUAAACAUUAUGGUAAGCACCAUAAAGGGCAAGAGUCACCAAUUUUGAAAAUUUCCGAAGUUGACAUGGUGCAGGAUUUUAUAGUAGCAGAUGAACUACAUCUUUUAGAGCUAGGUGUGAUGAAGCGUUGUCUAACAGGAUGGAAAGAUGGUUCUAUGGGUUUCUCAAAGUAA